Messenger RNA from Gorilla gorilla gorilla (western lowland gorilla), 4758 nucleotides. RefSeq names its product dickkopf WNT signaling pathway inhibitor 2 (gene DKK2). Gene Ontology annotation, molecular function: receptor antagonist activity; co-receptor binding. Bases 1828 to 2607 code for a protein of 259 amino acids. Gene Ontology annotation, cellular component: extracellular region. Gene Ontology annotation, biological process: negative regulation of canonical Wnt signaling pathway; multicellular organism development. NCBI's taxonomy places the organism in Eukaryota, Metazoa, Chordata, Mammalia, Primates, Hominidae. The record is from RefSeq and is a predicted model, not a curated record. The transcript has 4 exons.
GGCCACCAGACAUCACCGAACUCAGCGCUUGUCUCCUGCAGCACUUCCGUGGCUCGCUGAACGGCUGCCACUGGCGCCCCCAAGCGCCAGCGCGUCCCAGUCGUUCCCGGAGCAGCCUUCGACCUUCGGCGGAAGGGAAUUGGACCUGGAGAGACCCGGGGGCUGACAGGAAUGGCUUCUCUUGUAAUUCCCAGGGGCUAGAAGGCAGGAAGCCAAGGAAGACAGGAUCUCAAAGGCUCCCUGCCCCGGUUCAUUCCUAUCUGGGAUUUUCUUUUCGCAAAAAGAGCAGUUGCCUGGCAUGGUGAAGAUGCUCAAUCGAGCUGUGAGGUCCAAACCCUUGGAGCGUACCCAGAGCAUCCCCUUCUUCCCAGUCCCUCAGAGACAUAGACAUAUUCUACGAGUGCGGCGGGGCCCGGGGUUCCGAAGGAGGAGACUAAAAAGACCCAAAUCGAACAGGCUCAUCUUUUCCCCUCUUUGGUCUGCCCUUUUCCUUCCAGACCCUCUCUCCGGAUCAUUGGCCACCCCCUGGCGCACCUAUGUGGCUCCAGCUUCACAGACUCCCUGGGAGGCACAGUCUAAAACCAAACGUGAGCGCACAAAGAACACAAUACUAAUGAGCAGAUGCGCAGAUGCUCACUUCUCUAAAGCUUCCAUAGGGCUUUUCCAGCUCUCCUCGCGGAGUCAGGGGCUGAAGAUGGGUGGGAAGAUCUAAGAAAGGGUGGCAGCGAUCAAGUGGUGGCAGCUUGCCCCACUCUGUUUCCACCUUUGCCCUCUGCCUGUUUCCAAAGACCCCUCCAACCGCUGGAGUUGUUGUCAGGAAUUAGGAUCCCCUAUGUUCCAUUCACCUCAUGGAAAAGCUAGAUCCCCCUUUUCCAGUAGUUGUGGGUGGAGACAGAGCGGGAGGAUGAGGAGGAGGAAAAGCUGGAGUGAAAGCCGCAGAAGGAGAAGCAGCACGCAGAGAGGAGGGGGGCGGAAGCGGUGGAGAGUGAGAGAAAAGUUUUCACUCUUUGUCACUCUUGAAUUGGGGGCGGAGGUAAAAAAAAAAAAAAAAAAAAAAAAAGGCCUCACUGUGGGAAGCUAUAAAAAGCAAAGAGGACAGGGGAGAGAGCAGAGAGAGAGAAAGCGGGAGCCCGCGGCGAGCGUAGCGCAAGUCCGCUCCCUAGGCAUCGCUGCGCUGGCAGCGGUGUGCUGUCUCUUGUGAGUCAGGGGACAACGCUUCGGGGCAACUGUGAGUGCGCGUGUGGGGGACCUCGGUUCUCUUCAGAUCUCGAGGAUUCGGUCCGGGGACGUCUCCUGAUCCCCUACUAAAGCGCCUGCUAACUUUGAAAAGGAGCACUGUGUCCUGCAAAGUUUGACACAUAAAGGAUAGGAAAAGAGAGGAGAGAAAAGCAACUGAGUUGAAGGAGAAGGAGCUGGUGCGGGCCUCCUGAUCAAUUAAGAGGAGAGUUAAACCGCCGAGAUCCCGGCGGGACCAAGGAGGUGCGGGGCAAGAAGCAACGGAAGCGGUGCGAGCCACAGGGCUGGGUUUUCUUGCACCUUGGGUCACGCCUCCUUGGCGAGAAAGCGCCUCGCCUUUGAUUGCUUCCAGUUAUUGCAGAACUUCCUGUCCUGGUGGAGAAGCGGGUCUCGCUUGGGUUCCGCUAAUUUCUGUCCUGAGGCGUGAGACUGAGUUCAUAGGGUCCUGGGUCCGCGAACCAGGAAGGGUUGAGGGCACACAAUCUGCAAGCCCCCGCACCCCAAGUGAGGGGCCCCUGUUGGGGUCCUCCCUCCCUUUGCAUUCCCACCCCUCCGGGCUUUCCAUCUUCCUGGGGACCCCCUCGCCGGGAGAUGGCCGCGUUGAUGCGGUGCAAGGAUUCGUCCUGCUGCCUGCUCCUACUGGCCACGGUGCUGAUGGUGGAGAGCUCACAGAUCGGCAGUUCGCGGGCCAAACUCAACUCCAUCAAGUCCUCUCUGGGCGGGGAGACGCCUGCUCAGGCCGCCAAUCGAUCUGCGGGCAUAUACCAAGGACUGGCAUUCGGCGGCAGUAAGAAGGGCAAAAACCUGGGGCAGGCCUACCCUUGUAGCAGUGAUAAGGAGUGUGAAGUUGGGAGGUAUUGCCACAGUCCCCACCAAGGAUCAUCGGCCUGCAUGGUGUGUCGGAGAAAAAAGAAGCGCUGCCACCGAGAUGGCAUGUGCUGCCCCGGUACCCGGUGCAAUAAUGGCAUCUGUAUCCCAGUUACUGAAAGCAUCUUAACCCCUCACAUCCCGGCUCUGGAUGGUACUCGGCACAGAGAUCGAAACCACGGUCAUUACUCAAACCAUGACUUGGGAUGGCAGAAUCUAGGAAGACCACACACUAAGAUGUCACAUAUAAAAGGGCAUGAAGGAGACCCCUGCCUACGAUCAUCAGACUGCAUUGAAGGGUUUUGCUGUGCUCGUCAUUUCUGGACCAAAAUCUGCAAACCAGUGCUCCAUCAGGGGGAAGUCUGUACCAAACAACGCAAGAAGGGUUCUCAUGGGCUGGAAAUUUUCCAGCGUUGCGACUGUGCGAAGGGCCUGUCUUGCAAAGUAUGGAAAGAUGCCACCUACUCCUCCAAAGCCAGACUCCAUGUGUGUCAGAAAAUUUGAUCACCAUUGAGGAACAUCAUCAAUUGCAGACUGUGAAUUUGUGUAUUUAAUGCAUUAUAGCAUGGUGGAAAAUAAGGUUCAGAUGCAGAAGAAUGGCUAAAAUAAGAAACGUGAUAAGAAUAUAGAUGAUCACAAAAAGGGAGAAAGAAAACAUGAACUGAAUAGAUUAGAAUGGGUGACAAAUGCAGUGCAGCCAGUGUUUCCAUUAUGCAACUUGUCUAUGUAAAUAAUGUACACAUUUGUGGAAAAUGCUAUUAUUAAGAGAAAAAGCACACAGUGGAAAUUACUGAUGAGUAGCAUGUGACUUUCCAAGAGUUUAGGUUGUGCUGGAGGAGAGGUUUCCUUCAGAUUGCUGAUUGCUUAUACAAAUAACCUACAUGCCAGAUUUCUAUUCAACGUUAGAGUUUAACAAAAUACUCCUAGAAUAACUUGUUAUACAAUAGGUUCUAAAAAUAAAAUUGCUAAACAAGAAAUGAAAACAUGGAGCAUAGUUAAUUUACAACAGAAAAUUACCUUUUAAUUUGUAACACUACUUCUGCUGUUCAAUCAAGAGUCUUGGUAGAUAAGAAAAAAAUCAGUCAAUAUUUCCAAAUAAUUGCAAAAUAAUGGCCAGUUGUUUAGCAAGGCCUUUAGGAAGACAAAUAAAUAACAAACAAACAGCCACAAAAACUUUUUUUCAAAAUUUUAGUUUUACCUGUAAUUAAUAAGAACUGAUACAAGACAAAAACAGUUCCUUCAGAUUCUACGGAAUGACAGUGUAUCUCUCUUUAUCCUAUGUGAUUCCUGCUCUGAAUGCAUUAUAUUUUCCAAACCAUACCCAUAAGUUGUGACUAGUAAAAUACUUGCACAGAGCAGAAUUUUCACAGAUGGCAAAAAAAUUUAAAGAUGUCCAAUAUAUGUGGGAAAAGAGCUAACAGAGAGAUCAUUAUUUCUUAAAGAUUGGCCAUAACCUAUGUUUUGAUAGAAUUAGAUUGGUAAAUACAUGUAUUCAUACAUACUCUGUGGUAAUAGAGACUUGAGCUGGAUCUGUACUGCACUGGAGUAAGCAAGAAAAUUGGGAAAACUUUUUCGUUUGUUCAGGUUUUGGCAACACAUAGAUCAUAUGUCUGAGGCACAAGUUGGCUGUUCGUGUUUGAAACCAGGGGAUGCACAGUCUAAAUGAAGAUCUGCAUGGGAUUUGCUAUCAUAAUAUUUACUAUGCAAAUGAAUUCAGUGUGAGGUCCUGUGUCUGUACUAUCCUCAAAUUAUUUAUUUUGUAGUGCUGAGAUCCUCAAAUAAUCUCAAUUUCAGGAGGUUUCACAAAAUGGACUCCUGAAGUAGACAGAGUAGUGAGGUUUCAUUGCCCUCUAUAAGCUUCUGACUAGCCAAUGGCAUCAUCCAAUUUUCUUCCCAAACCUCUGCAGCAUCUGCUUUAUUGCCAAAGGGCUAGUUUCUGUUUUCUGCAGCCAUUGCGGUUAAAAAAUAUAAGUAGGAUAACUUGUAAAACCUGCAUAUUGCUAAUCUAUAGACACCACAGUUUCUAAAUUCUUUGAAACCACUUUACUACUUUUUUAAAACUUAACUCAGUUCUAAAUACUUUGUCUGGAGCACAAAACAAUAAAAGGUUAUCUUAUAGUCGUGACUUUAAACUUUUGUAGACCACAAUUCACUUUUUAGUUUUCUUUUACUUAAAUCCCAUCUGCAGUCUCAAAUUUAAGUUCUCCCAGUAGAGAUUGAGUUUGAGCCUGUAUAUCUAUUAAAAAUUUCAACUUCCCACAUACAUUUACUAAGAUGAUUAAGACUUACAUUUUCUGCACAGGUCUGCAAAAACAAAAAUUAUAAACUAGUCCAUCCAAGAACCAAAGUUUGUAUAAACAGGUUGCUAUAAGCUUGGUGAAAUGAAAAUGGAACAUUUCAAUCAAACAUUUCCUAUAUAACAAUUAUUAUAUUUACAAUUUGGUUUCUGCAAUAUUUUUCUUAUGUCCACCCUUUAAAAAAUUAUUAUUUGAAGUAAUUUAUUUACAGGAAAUGUUAAUGAGAUGUAUUUUCUUAUAGAGAUAUUUCUUACAGAAAGCUUUGUAGCAGAAUAUAUUUGCAGCUAUUGACUUUGUAAUUUAGGAAAAAUGUAUAAUAAGAUAAAAUCUAUUAAAUUUUUCUCCUCUAAAAACUGAA